Centrocercus urophasianus (Greater sage-grouse) is the source of this 2373-nucleotide messenger RNA. It is a transcript of the gene MEIKIN, whose product is annotated as meiotic kinetochore factor. Gene Ontology annotation, biological process: homologous chromosome segregation; meiosis I sister chromatid cohesion; female meiosis chromosome segregation. The transcript is spliced from 11 exons. The record is from RefSeq and is a predicted model, not a curated record. Gene Ontology annotation, cellular component: kinetochore. Lineage: Eukaryota; Metazoa; Chordata; Aves; Galliformes; Phasianidae. The coding region runs from base 16 to 1176 and encodes 386 amino acids.
GAAACGCGGCUCGCCAUGGAGCGGCCCUACUGGAGGAGCUCGGCUUGGGGAGGGAAGGCCCCGCGGAAGAAGCGGCGUUCGUCCCCGCUGCCCGGCGAACUGCCCACCGCGGGGCGCUCCGGGGCGGCGCAGUGCCGGCGGCGGCUGUUCGGCAGCGUGCGGCGCGGGGAGCCGCAGCCCGGCUGCCCAAAGGGAAAAUGUGCUGUGAAAACCUUACCAAAAAUCAAGGAGAAUCUUGAAGUCACCCAAGGGAGCCCCUCCUCCAACCAAAGUUAUAGCACUCAAGUGAAUGUGAAAGAAAUGCCAUUCUUGGGAAAGAAUGAAGAGGAUGUGGAAGGCAGCACGGUACUGCUGAAGGAAUCUCCAGUAAUCAACUUUGAAAGUAAAGAGAGCCUGAAAAACACUGAUGUUACUUCAGGCACAGGGAUGACUCUUCCUACAGGUGUUUCAGAUUUUCUCCUCGAAUGUUUAGAUGCAGAUUCUUCUGCAGAUCGUGACACAGUUGCUACUGACACCACAGAAAGUUUCCCAUCCCCUGAAACGUUAAGAGAUGAGGAACGUUCAGGGGCAAGUAAUCCUGACUUCGAGGACUUUGUGAAAUGCAAGAACUCCACUCUUCUGGACUGCAGCAGAGCAGUGGCCAUAGAUAAGAUACUACAGAUCUCAAAUCUUUCACCAAUAUUAGAACCUGUAUUGGAAGAUUGUAAAGACCAGUGCAUAAAAAGAAAGAGACCCAAAUGCAAUUACAGUUCUUCAGAACUGAGUGUUUCAACUACUGUGGCAGGGAAAAAAAUCUGUAAAAUUACAACUGCAAGAGAGAGAACUCCAGCCCUAAAAAGUGGCACGUGCUGUUCUUCACCAGUAGGAGCGGAAAGAAAGCCUGACAGUCGGACUGCUGAACCCAAAAGGCUGAAGAGCAUCAGAAAAGAAGAGUUGUCUGAUCUGUUAGAAGGUAAUGCAUCACCUUGUGGUCGGCUUGAAUCUGCCCCAGCAGAAGCUUCAGCCAAAUCAGUGAAGGUGACAACAGAGGUUCUGCCCUCUGGACAGACAGAUGAUGCAGUGGGCAUGAGACAAAAAAGUGAACACUUGAAAUUCAGUACUUCAGCUCUAAAACCUGUUAAUUACUUUCAGUGGAGUUGUCACGAAGCAGGGUGGUGUACCAAGAGAAUACUGUAGGAACAAUACAGCAAGCAUCUGAUCUGGAAUGCCUCUGUCUUAUCAAAUGAGUUUUGCAACACUGAUCAUGGAGAAGAAUAAAUGUCCUAGAUGUGUCUAUCCUGAUGUGCAUUUCUGGUGAUUAAAACCGAACCAAUCAGUCUUCAUUGUGCAAUCUAAUUCUGGCUGUUCUUAUGGUACAGUUUAAGUUGCGCAGCAAACUGAAAUUCAACCAGCUGAACAGUGUCAGAUGUUUUAUAACGUCUUCCAAUAGAAAAUCAGCACUUGGUAGCCUUAGUUGUGUUUCCUCUUUGUUCUAAACAAACUUGCUGUUUAAUGCCAAGUUGGGUUUUCUCUCAGUAAAGGCAGUACUGCCACUUCUCUCAGCACUGGAAUGGAAGUGAUGUCUCUUGCUUUUAUGCCAUAGCUCUCAACAAGUCUGCAGAUUUGUGGGUUUUUUUUUUUUUCCCUAUGGUUUUAUUGAGAACUGUUUCAAUAGAAAGACUUGCACCAGGUAAUUUGGAAGGAUUUGAGUUGUAGAAUUCGAUACGUUAUUGUGAACAAGCUUUGAUUUAUGGGCACUAGAUUAACAGAGGACAUCAGGGUCUUGUUAGAGGCAGAAAACAAGAAUCAUUUAAGAUUAGGAGUCCUAAAUCAUAUUUUUGAAGCAAUUAAAACAGUCUUUUGCAUGAGCCAACGGAUGUUGGCCAGUUUGGCCAUUUGUCUGUCAUGUAAUUGGGCAGUUAUUGCUGCAUAUGUGGUGUUUUGGAGAAAUUAUAGCUUAGCUUGUCACCAGUGUGCAGAGUUUCAUCAGGGGAAGAUUUGUCCCUGAAUACCACAGGUCCCAGUGUCAACUCAGAAGAAACUGUUCCUGGGUCUUUGAGCUCAGCAAAAGAAGUUCUUCCUCCAAGUCCAGAAAAAAAGGUUAUUUUCUUUCAGGUUCUGAUGUAAUUGCACUUUGUAAGUCCAGUCCUGGCACAUGUGUAUACAGUGCUGUUGUUAAAACCUUACAGCAUGGCGAGCAGUUGAAGACUGUUCAAGCUUUGAAACUUUCUGUCUCCCAUUCCUAUUGCAUGUUAAUGGUAUGCAAGUCAGUCUUAAAUGUUUUCUGGUGACAUCCCUUCAAUGUCCCCCUGCUUUCUUUGUUCCAUGCUUUUUGAAUGUCCCUGGACAUUCUAGAAGAACAUCUCUUCAGUUGUGUGAAUGAAAUGUCAUCCA